Molecule: messenger RNA, 782 nt
Organism: Anoplophora glabripennis (Asian longhorned beetle)
Lineage: Eukaryota; Metazoa; Arthropoda; Insecta; Coleoptera; Cerambycidae
Exons: 2
Source: RefSeq, a predicted model, not a curated record
ACUUUUUGCUUUAGGUGUGGCCCAGUUCGGAUUCUCCAAGAGGUGAAGCAGACGGACAGAGCUUCGUUUUUCCGACAUGUGCCGAGGACGCUACGUCACAGAGCUCCACAUGCCUGGAUAAUAACCACCACCAUGAUUCUGGGAUUGACUCGAAUCAGGUGUCUCCGUUACCAUCUACGGCCGGUGCCUCAACAUCACCAGUACAAUCGCCUACCCCAAGUCUGCGAAGACCGAGCAGCGCACUACUACAUCCCGACCACGCCAGACUUCUGCGACUAUACCCCAUAUCUUCACCUGUCCAAAGUUCCAUGGAAGACGUAUCCGAGACGCAGAGCAACAACAACAAUCAACUAGCUUCGCCUUCAUCUUCAACCACGUCGUCGCUAACCUCAGUCGCCGCCGCAGUAGCCGCCAGCAACUCCCGAGCUAGCGACUCUUCCGACAGCAGACGGAGAUCGUCGACGAUGACAGCGAGAUACUCUCUCUUCGACGCUCUAGACCUGGAAUACGCUUUACUACGCGCAGCUGCCAGGGGCAGCGUAGGCCCGUACUCACUCAGUGAAAGUUUGCACAAACUGACGUUCACGCAAAGCUUGGCCUUCCCCGCGCUGGCCAGAGGUUUGGCGGGGAAAAGGAGAAGGUCGCAGCAGCACAGCAGCAGCAGGCCACUAGAUCCAUCGGAGAGCGGCUUGAAUGCUUUCGCUAAAGUUGUCACAGCUCUCGUACUAGUUCUAGUCAGUGUCUUAGUGUUCGCGGUUGUUUACAAGUUCGUUAGGACGUGA